UUUUAUCAAAUAGCAGUGUGAUACUGUUAUAAUGUGCUUUAGACUUUGUGUCUUUAUUUUUCGUAUAAAAAUGUAAUAUUCUUUUUAAAAAUUGCAGAAAAGUAUGACUUAGAUUAUGAGAGAAAGAAGCUGUGAUGGUGUAUAUACCUUUAUUUUUCUUUGCUACAAAAUUAUAAAAAUACCUUAAGAUUAUUUUGUUAAUUUUAGCACCAUGUUUGCAGCCGCUUGGGAUGGAAAAUAACGUAAUACCUGAUAACAGGUUAAAAUCAUUUGCUCCUUUUACAAAUAUAAAUAUUUCUUCUGUUCGAUUGAACAGUCCUUUCAAUUGGUGCAGUAGAAAUGCAUCCAUUCAGAUUCAUUUGGGAAGAAUUAUGACAAUUACUGGUCUUGCAAUACAAGGUGAUACAGAGGAUGUGCCAUAUGUAAACAUCAAAUAUGGUAUAACAAGUUCAAAUGAUUUAGUUGAUCUUUGGCAAGAAGAGAUUGUGAAUCACCGUAAUGUUAAGAGGAACUUUGCAUAUCCUGCAAUUAAAUGCUUAAAACGACAUUGGUUUGAGCAGGGUGCAUUUACUGUUCGUCAUAUUCGUAUUUAUCCAGUUGUAACACCCCCUAAAGUUGUGUGUUUGAAAAUUAAAUUAUAUGGAUGUGCAGAAACAUGUUCAUCUUGAAUCCAGUCAAUAUUUUACCCGAAAAUCAAUGGCACAACUUCGCUGUUGCCACCAAAUAUUUAUUCUUCUCGAUCUUGGUGCCCAUUUACUCCAGAAUUUCUAAGAUAUCAGUUUGGUAUGAAGAUUAUGUUAACUGGUAUGCUAGUUCAAACUAGUGAAGCAAAAUCAACACGUAAUUUUAAAGUGCGUUACGGAGAUUCUGUGAAGUAUUUAAACUUUGUUAAAAGAGGAAAAUCUGAAAAGAUGUUUCUUGCGAACAGUACAACGAAUUCCAUAAUAACACAUUGGUUUGACAUUCCAUUAAUAUGCAGUAUUAUUGAUAUCAUCACUCAAUCAAGUGGAUGAUGUAUAAAGAUUGGUUUUACUGGUUGUUUAACAAGUUGUAUGAAUAAACUUGGAGUUGAAAGGAGAAAGCCAGGAAUAACUUUAUCUGCUUCUGGUUCGUUUUCAAAUAAUAAUUUGCCAGAUAAAGCUCGAUUGAAUAGUCUUAGAUAUGCCUUGGCAAGAAAAAAUUGGUGAUCCAAACGUUUGGCUUCAAGUGUGCUUUAACGAUACAAAAUACAUUUUUGGAGUUGCUCUGCAAGGUCUGGGUUAUAUAUGGAAUGAUAGAAUAAAGACCUACAAAAUAUAAUAUGGAUAUAAACAUGAUUCUACCAUUUAUGAUUACAAAAUAAAUAAUAUCAAACAUGAAUUCACAGGGAGCAACGAUAGAUACAAAACACAACUAGCUACUCUUCCAACUAUGUUAAAAGCGAAGUGCGUUAGAUUGCAUGAAAUGGAUUGUAAUAAUAAAGUAAAUGAUGAUCAAGGGUGUGGUGGAAGAUUGGAGAUAAUGGGAAGCAAUGGAGAUAAACUUCCUGGUGUUGUAAUUAGCAGAGUAAACAACAGCUUACAAUGUGCAGCAUUUGGCACUCAUCCAAACAUACAAUGGAGUUUAAAUGACAAAACAAUUUCAAAUGAUGGAAAUUAUACAAUCACUGAGAUUUGGAACCAAAGCCCAACUACAUUAUAUAAGUCAUUACUCACUUUUAAGAGUAAUAUUGACAAGUUUUUGUUGAGAUUUGGUGAAUGUGAUAAUCAAGUGAAUGGAAAAUUGAAGUGUACCAAAGAAUAUAUGUGUGCAGAUCAGUACAUGUUUCAAAAUUAUUUUCUCCCUGCUAAAAUAUCGUCAUUUGUUCUGUCAAAAAUUUACGAAGCACCAAAAAACUUUUCUGUACUUACUCAAAAUGCAACAUCUGUAACAUUUGGAUGGAUUUUAAAUGGAAAAGAAUACAUAUCUAAAUAUAGAAUUGAAUGUUGCCAAAUAAGAUGUGCAAAGAUUAUUUUUAUUGACAACAUAUCAAGCACAAAAGCGUAUGCCACAGUUCAUCCAUUAUUACCAUUUACAAUGUAUGAAUGUAAGAUGAAAACUUUUUUCUCAUUUGCAUCAGACAUGGCAGUACUAUUGAAUUCUGUAGUUGCUGUAAAAACUGACACAACAGUACCGUCACAACCAAGAGAAUUAAAAGCGAUCAUCAUGUCACCCAGUCAUGUAAAAUUGAUUUCGAAAAAUUCACUUCAUAUUAAUGGUAUUUUAAAACAAUAUCUGGUUACCCUGAAGGGAUUAAAGACAUACAACUCAUCCUUUUUACAUCAAAAAACUAUUGCCAUCAACUGUACACACUUUGAUAUACAAAAUGUUUAUCCAGGAACAACCUACUUUUUUAAUGUCAAAACAGAAAACAAUGCUUUCGUAGGACCUGCUUCCAAUAUAACAACUACAGUUACUCCAUAUGACAAGCCCAAUGCGCCACCCAUAACUGUAGAAAAGCUCGGAAUGCAAGAAACUGUUUUGACAUUGAAUUCAGCGUCAGAUGAAACUGGACCAAUACGUUUCUACCAACUAACCAUUAAAAAAUACUGGAAAUUAGACUGUUCAUAUGGAUUAAACAAUACCACAUUAAUGAUUGAAACAGCAUCCACCCAUGUGCCUCUAAAUGUCGACAUAUACAAAGGUGUUGAAGAUGUUACUAUUGCUGGUACGAUUAGAAAGUUCUCCCUCACAGAAACAUAUCUGUUUUGCUGGAGGGCAGUUUUAAAUGAAACAGUAAGCUUUUGGUUAUAUGGGUCGAAACCUACCUGCCCUUGGUUAAAGUUCUGUUCAUCUUUUCAAAUGUGUUGUGUCCUUUUUAUUUUUUUUAUAUUUUUUUUAAUUAAUUCCUUGUAAAAAGGGAGAAUUGUGCUUUUAGAGGCAUGUUCUCUAGAGGAGUACAACCUCUAGCUUAUUUCCAAAGACCUAACAGGUUGAGUUCAUCAUUGCGGUGGCUUGCCACCUCUUUGUAAAUUAUUUUCUUAUAUUUAUAAACUAGUCGAUAGAGCCCAUGGAAAAAUUCACUUAGACAGGAGAACAAUGACAAAGAGAACCGUCACUGGAAUUUUAAUGAUGUCAGCAAAAACCCAUCAAAGGAUUUUUCUUAGAAAUUCUUUCACUUGUUGCCUCUAUUGUGUAGAGCUUGAAUAGCUGAUCAAAAUAAUGUAUAGGAUGAUAUGUGUUUGACAGACGCCUUCAUCGUAUAGAUCUUGAAACGCUGAUCAAGUAAAUGUAUAGGAUCAUGUAUCUUUGACAGAGAUAUUAGGGUUUAAAGGUUUUUUGAUUACUUCAUUAACCCGUCCAUUCUGAAACGGAUUUGGGUACCUAGGUUUGGAAAAUCUACCCAAAUUGGUCCCAGGGGGUCCCUAGUAACCCAUGCAGUGAAAAAUCACUGACAUCACUUCCUCGUUUCUAAGUUAUGUGGCCUCAAAGUUUUAAGUACACUGUGAUGGCUUCAUAAAUUUAAUAUAAGAUAUGGAUGUUCAAGUAAUGUUAUUGACGUCGUGCCGUAACGUCAGAAAAUUUAACAUUUGAGACAUCAGUUCUUCGGCUACAUCAAAGAAAAAUGAACACAUCCACCUUGCCUGUUACAGACAGACACACUCUCUGUAUAAUUAUAAGAGAUUCAGGUGAAACAUAUGUUGCAAGUUGGUUAACUGCGGUAUGAAUGGUAAAAAAACUAAAAAAAAAUAUAAAUUUCUUAGCCACUACAAGUAUAAACUAAUAGUCCUCUAUACUAAAUAAAUACUGGCUACUCAAAGCCUUUUUUUCUUUGAAUUUUGGCAAGUAUACCAUUUCCAACUUGUCAAUCUAAAAACACAUUUUGCUAUGCAAGUUUUUUUUCAAUGGCGUGGCCAAGAAAAUUUUUGUAUCGUUUUCCAGAAAGUUUCCCUGUUAUUUGUGCCUUAUAAAGCUCAAAAAGUUAUAAGAGACCAAUUAAAAAAGAUGAAUUUUUGCACAGUGAUGCUUAUUGAUAAAAAACACAUUUAUGCAAACACAAGUGAAAAGCCUGUCUUGAACAGAACAGAAGCUGUACGAAUUUGAAACUUUUAUGACGAACUAGGCAUUAAC
Messenger RNA from Hydractinia symbiolongicarpus, 4089 nucleotides. Its product is annotated as cytokine receptor-like. NCBI's taxonomy places the organism in Eukaryota, Metazoa, Cnidaria, Hydrozoa, Anthoathecata, Hydractiniidae. The transcript is spliced from 14 exons. The record is from RefSeq and is a predicted model, not a curated record. The coding region runs from base 1411 to 2874 and encodes 487 amino acids. Gene Ontology annotation, molecular function: protein binding; transmembrane-ephrin receptor activity. Gene Ontology annotation, biological process: axon guidance. Gene Ontology annotation, cellular component: neuron projection.